Alternaria arborescens is the source of this 939-nucleotide messenger RNA. RefSeq lists its product as hypothetical. Bases 1 to 939 code for a protein of 312 amino acids. The record is from RefSeq and is a predicted model, not a curated record. The transcript has 5 exons. NCBI's taxonomy places the organism in Eukaryota, Fungi, Ascomycota, Dothideomycetes, Pleosporales, Pleosporaceae.
AUGGCUAUCACAACCGGUAUCUCAGGCCUUGAGGUCACUGUCGAGGUUGACGCAGUAGCGCUAUCAGAACACGAAUAUGCUGGUGUCGAGGACGGCGAGGUUACGACUUCAAUUACCAAAUACAUCGAAGCGCCACCAGCUAUCGACUUCUCUAUCCGCUAUCUUUAUCGUCCACCAUUCACCCCUCCUUCAGCAAUCCAAAUGGAUAUACUUCUGGAUGGCAACUACGUGCAAGCUCCGUUCAUUGAGUGGGGCGGUAAAGAAGGCUGCGAGGGAUACUUAUGCUCGAGAUCUACUUCGUCCGCUGAUGGACGUAGCUUUACUCAAGGCUUCCAAUUCGCCGAGCUAAAGACUAACGAGACCAAUACCCCGGUCACCAAAGAGGUUGCUGACCGGCUGACAACUACCGGUCGUAUCGUGCUUUACUUCUACUUGAUUGAGCAUCUAGAGGCAGUGGAGCCAGCCGAAGUACCUCAGCUUGCAAACAACGAGUUUGAUUCUCUCAGUGAACAGGCGUUGCACAAAACAGCUGCAGCACAGGGCGAUGAAUUGUCUCACCAAACUAGCCUCACUAUACCAGUACAGCGCGACAGCAUCACUUUUAACGAAGUAGAGACUACAGGAAAUGAGCCUUUUGCGACCUUCACUUUUCUCUAUAGAUCAAUUGAUGCGCUCAAGUCUAUUGGUAUUAUCCCACGUACUCCAAACCCGUCACAGCAGUCAGAGGAUGAGGAUGAGGACAAAGAUCCGGAAGACAUGACUGAGGAAGAGAUGAGGGCGGAGCUCAAGCGCGUACGCAGGCAAGACACUAUUAGGAUUAAGCGCGAACGCGAAGAAGAAAGCCAGGCCGGUGAUACCAUCCUCGUAGACGACGACGAAGUUCAAUGGGUUCGUACUCAGCCAACAAUAGUGAGUGGAGAAGGUACGCCGUGGCCCUAG